GACAGCACAUAACAAAACGAACAUGUCUCGGAAUUUGGUCGCAGGCCAUCGAUUUAUUUAAUUUUCGUGAAUAUUUCUUUUGUUACGUUCGCAUUAGUAAUUAUACUUUAAUGGUAGUUUUGAUAUUUGCAGUUUUUUGUUCUCGUAACAAUCAAUUCCUGGCGUUACGGUCGCUCGCUUUUGUAGGGCGCAAUUUCGAUUUAAUAUUUUCAGUUAUUCGGGCUACAUUUUUGCGUAAACAAAAAUUUAAAGGACGUUAAUGGCUGUGAGCUGUAAUAUAUUAUCAUCUUCAUUAGUUGUGCGUAACGGGGUUUCAUGUUUAUGGCUGUUAGUUACGAAUGCAGGGGAGUGGACGCCAUGUUGUUAUUUACUCUUUGAUUUGUAAUCGUCGUGAGUCGUGAUAUGGGUUUAUUGUUAUUUUGCAAAGCGUCGGUUAGUGUGUGAGCAUGUUGGAGGAUGUACCCGUCCACGGCAGCCGGAGUGACCCCAAGGGCUCGAAGGUCUCCGCGCACCAGAGAAAUCUCAGCUUGGACUUUAGACAUGUGACGGGUGCCAGUGGGCCGCCGGCGGGAUGCGGCCACCAGCGGAACCGCUCGCUGGACUCCGUCCUCCAGCGGAUACCCGAGGACAUGACGCCGACGUCGCCCGAGGGCUGCCCCGGGCGGCUGCCCUGCGAGCCGGCGGCGCCGCGGCUCGCGCUGCCGCCCGAGGUGCCCGCCGGCUCCGACGACUCCGGCAUCCACACUCCCCCCGACGGGCCCGAGGACGACCGCCCCCCGCCGCCCGCCGCCGCCCGCUCCCGCGAGAGCCUCGACUCCGGCAACCCCGAAGACACCGACAAACCCCCCGAUCCGCCCGACACUAAUGAGACAAACGAAACAAAAUCCGAACCGGACCGGACCACGGACGCGGACACAUCGAAAAACAAAGACUUCCUACUCCGACUGUUCGAAAGCAAACUCUUUGACAUGAGUAUGGCCAUCUCAUACCUCUUCAACUCCAAAGAUCCCGGCGUGCAGGCGUACCUGGCCAACAAACUUUUCUCGUUCCCGCACGAGGACGUAGACUUUUAUUUGCCGCAAUUGGCGACCAUGUAUAUAGAGAUGGGUGAUGUGGCCGACGUCCUGAGGCCAUAUUUAGUGUUUAGGUGUAAACAAAGUGCGGAGUUUUCUCUGAGGUUGGCCUGGUUAUUAACGGCAUUCGGAGGAGACGCGAAGAGGUCGAAAGCGAUGAAGUUUAGAGAUUCAAUAUUGGCCGAGGAGAUCAGGCCGGCGGCGCGGCGCGGGCACCACCGGUCGCAGUCGGACGCGUCAGCGUUGCGGCUGGCGACGCCGUCGGGGCGCCACCUCGGCGACCUGGCCUCGGGCCGGGCCUUCGACAGCGGCUGCUUGUGCGGCGAACAAUGCUCCUGUGGAGCGCCGCGAUUAGCGCCACAAACCCAGUUUCUCAACGCCCUCACGAGCAUCGGUCGAAGGCUGGCCGGAGUGCAAGACAAAGAGCGAAGAAACGGACGGCUCAGGGCCGAGCUCGCUUCGCUGGACCUCAACCUGCCGGCCAGGGUGUGGCUGCCGCUGCACCAGCGCCCGCACCACGUGCUGAGGAUACCUUCGCAGGCUGCGGCCGUGCUCAACAGCAAGGACAAGGCCCCCUACAUAAUGUACGUGGAAGUGCUAGAAACAGAGGGCCACGAACCACUUCCCCCACGUCUACUCCCACCAGCGCCGCCCGCGCCCCACUCUCCCCCCAUCCGGCACACGAAGAGCGAAGAGAACCUCGUGCCGGAGUGGCCCGCGCUGUCCCUGUACUCGGCGCUGGAUGAUGUUGAUGCUGGAGAUUGUUGGAGUCAUGAUGACGAGGACUUGAGCCAGUACCCGGCGAGAGCGCCGCAGCCGGACAGCGUUUCACAGGUGUCAGCAGUAUCAGCACUGUCGGCGUCGUCAGCGGGAUCGCGAGAGUCGCUGGCGGUGGGCGCGGGCGAGGUGCGGCGGCGGCUGGCCGACGCCACGGCCGCGCCGCCGCCCAACACCUUCCGCCACGACCCCGCCGACCCCUCGGCGCUCGCGCUCAAGGAGUCCUGGGAAAGCAAGCUCGCUCGCAUGCGUUCCUCCUCCCCCUACGGGUCCCUGGCCGGCUGGCGGCUACUCGGCUGCAUCGUGAAAGUCGGCGACGACCUUCGACAAGAAAUGCUCGCCGCACAACUACUGCGAAGACUUCAGGCUGUCUGGGACUUGGAGAGAGUGCCACUCAAGUUGCACCCUUAUGAGAUCCUGUGUUUGGAUAAGGAGUCGGGUCUCAUUCAACCAGUACUAAAUUCUGUAUCGCUGCACCAAAUCAAGAAGCAAUCCGGCAAGUCGCUCCGCGCGUGGCUGGAGCUCGAGCACGGGCCCGCCACUAGCGAGGGCUUCAUGCGCGCGCAGAACAACUUCGUGCAGUCCGCGGCCGCGUACGCGCUCACCAGCUACCUGCUGCAGCUAAAGGACAGACAUAACGGAAACAUUCUGCUGGACAGUGCGGGACACAUUAUCCAUAUCGACUUUGGAUUUAUUUUCUCCAUUUCACCCAAGAACCUGGGAUUUGAGAGUUCACCUUUUAAGUUGACGCAAGAGUUCGUGGAAGUGAUGGAUGGCGAGAACUCGGACAUGUUUGGCUACUUCAAGAUCCUGAUGCUGCGCGGGCUCAUCGCGGCGCGCAAGCACUGCGACCAGAUCAUACACAUCGUCGAGCUGAUGCGCAUGUGCGGGCAGCUAGCCUGCCUGCGCAGCAGCACGGCGGUGUCGGGGUUCCGCGCGCGCUUCCACGCGGGCCGCACGGAGCCGCAGCUGCAGGCGCUCGUGGACCGCCUCGUGCGCGACGCGCUGCACUCCCUCUCCACCCGCCUCUACGACAACUACCAGUACUACACCAACGGGAUACUCUAAUACCACCCCACACAUUCAACUGAGAGUCUACCGAGAACAUUCAAAUAACGCUAUCUACCGCUCUUUCGCGCUUGCAUAUUCGAGCGAUAGAGGCAAAUAGACGAACGAGCGAAGUGGCUCGAGGUUGUAAUCGCGUCCCGAGGUAUCGGACAAAUUCGUGUGAGUUGACGUAACGUCGUCGUGUGACUUUCCGACGUAUCGACCAGUCACACGAUUUCGUUUGAUGCGUGUCACAAAUUUGUAGUAGUGUCGAAAAGAAAAUCUUGCCGAGAAAAUAGCAGAAUCCCGAGUGAAACUUGUCGUAGUAUCUAACGGUAUUGACAAUAAAAAAAAACAAUUUGAAAGGAACAUCGUCUAGUAAAGAUUGCAUAAAAAAUAAAUUACUAAUUAUUUUAAAAUUCUCUAUUACUGUACUAUUUUACUAAAGUGACACAAAUUAAUUUAAAUACAACUUAUAUUUUUACAUAGCAGCGCCGAGAUCAAACAAAAUCAAACUUAUAAAUAUGUAGUAUAUCAUAUAACAACAACUAUGACUAUGACAGGUAGUCAAAUACUGAGUUCCUUUUGUAUUUAACCACACUUUUAUCCUUUCAAAUUGUAAUACGGCUAUACUAUACUCAAUGUAUAUUUGGACUCUGACAAAAUAUCUGAGUGAUGUAGAUAGAAUAUUUGAAUGCGAAAUUGACACUAGAUUCCAUUCCAUCGAAUAUCAUAAAUUUAUUCACUUAGUUUUAAAAUUGGUUUAGAUUUUUCUAACGUUUUUCAAGCUACUUUCAAUAUAAGAAGUCAAUAUUAUCCGACUUAACAGAAUUAUAAACAAAAAUAGAUUGUAAAGUCUAGUUUAAUCCGUGGUUUAAAAUAUUUAGACUUAAUCCUUAUCCCAAUUUGAUUAGUAAAAGACAGAAUGUUCCGAUGUAGGAAAUAUUAUUAAGUUACAUCUUCGCAGAGACUUACGAGAUUGUCAUUCUGCUCUGACGAGGAACGCAGUAAUUACAUAGUCAGAAAUAUGUAUUCAGGUGUGUGACUUAUGCCAUGAAAAAGAGUAUAAAUACGUGUACAUAUUAUUGACUGGUUGCUUAACACGUUCCCUGUCCGGGUGCCCCCAAUGUGGGGUCAUGAAGCUUUGUUUCAGGUGUCCGUGCUUCCACUAUGGGUUCACAACUUCAAAGUGAAAGCACGCUUGACCGUGUGAUUUUGUCAUAUCAUUUUGUAUGGGGACAGUGAACGUGUUAAAGAUACUGCGUUGUUUUCGAACGUAUUGACGAGUCCGUCGGAGAUGUUCGACGUUUCGAGCCGCGAGCGGCUCUGUAGUUAGUGCCAUAGGGCCGGCGCAGACCUACAGAGUAGAGGAGAACGGAUAACUUGCGAAUGGAACCAUACUAUAACACACAAGGAUCAAAAUGCAACACAACUAAAAUCAGGUAUAUAUCAGUAUGUUGCGCAUUGCAGCGGUAUCAAGUUAGAAUUUAGUUUACUUGAUUCCUUUGUUCGUUCUUUUUAGAAACAGUAACUUUGAUGUUAAAAAAAAUGACACUUAAAUAAUUGCGUUUUAUUUAUUAGGUCUUUAUAGCCAUUAAAAAUGAUAAAUUCUCUCCGUUCGCCUCCCUCUAGGUCUGCGCGGGCCCACAUCCAGGUGUCAGUCGUUCUCUACCUGUUGUUUAGUUUGUUUGCUCAGCGGCCCCCCGGCGCCCGUCCGUAGCCGUAGUGUAGCGUCCGACCGACCGGGGCCGCACCUAUCCCUCACUUUCGGACACCCUGUAUAUAUUAACAAAAUUAUGAUAAUUUUCGCAUUGAGAAGACUGAUGUUCGAGCAUGAAGCGGUUUAGAUUUAGGUUUCUUAUCCUUGUAUUAAGUUUUAACGAUGUAUAUUGAAAUUAAUUGUGUACGAUGAAUUUAUGGAUAAACGCAGGUUCUAAAUAGGAAAGCCAAAGCAUUCGCGGAUGGACGCAUGGUGUGUAUCGGAAUAUUGUUGAUAAAUUAGAUAGCAUCACUGAAAUUGGAUGAGUAGAUAUAAAAUUGUGGCAGCAUGCAAAUAUAUGUAAUGUUAUGAUUCCUGUUGUAAGGACGGUUGUUGUUUGAUGUUGUAGCGAGCCGCGGUGCGCUAGAUAGGCUUGUGUAUCAUAACUAAAGGGAUAAAAUACGCAUUACUUUGUUACACAGAAAAAAUAUUUAGUUUUCUCGUACGUGAUUGACGUACGUUAUGUUGGGAUUGUUUCGUAAAUAAGCUUAGGGUAGUGUGGAAGGAGAAUGUUGCCAAAUUAUUACUGAGCAAGAAAGACAUGCUGAUAUUUUUCGAUAUAUCCACGAUUUCACUCUUUAACUUUCCUAAAUAUUGUAAUAGAAUUAACACAUUACCUACAUAGCAAUUAAAAGGGCCAUUGUAUAAUUCAAAGAUCACCAGACUUCAGGAAAAAACGUUGCUUUCAAAUAUCAAAAUGUACCUUAUGCAGUUGUUAUAAGGUGCCUUUUGAUAUAGAAAACCAAAUGUUUAUAUUUAAUUAUAUCAAUGACUUCAGUAAAAUCUCCCAAUUAUGUAAUUGUGUUUGGAGUGUGCAGUAAAAUCUCCCAAAUAUGUAAUUGUGUUUGGAGUGUGCUGUCCCCUUUUCAUCGUUUUAGAUCAGUGGUGGGCAAAGCACGGCCCGCGGGCCAUCUCCAGCCCGCGAAUGGAUUUUAUCCGACCCGCCGCCGGUCCUAUGAAAUAAUUAGUAUAUGGCAUUGGCCCACGAUUAUCACAAAUCAAAAUUUCUGGCCCCCCAUGAAGAAAGUUUGCCCACCACUGAUUUAGAUAAUACAUUUGCAGAAUACGGAAGAAAAACAGACAUUUUACAUAUCAAAAAAUAAAACUUAAGUGCCUAAAGAUAAGGUACAUUUUAUGUCAAGUGUAAAAUGAUUGUUUUUCCUCCAGAUUCGUCGUUUGAUAGUAAUAUUUUUGUGAAACAAUCUGGACUGUGAGUACGGUUAUGUGUCGAAUUGUAUUUUUGCGCGAGUUUUGUCGCUGUUGAGAUAUUGAACAUGUAGAUAGCUUAUAUCGGAUGUACCUUUAAUAUUUUACUCUUAAUAUAGUCUCAUUAUAUUCGUUUUCUAGAUAAAUUGAACUUGUAAAUAGAAUAGUAUUUGCUUGAUAAUUCGAUAAUGAUAAUAAUUACCUAUUCCAGUUAAGAAACAUAACAUCCAAAGUCCAAUAUUAGUAUUUUUCGUCAAAAUUAAUUCCAAUUUAUUUAUCAAAGUGUACAGAUAAUUUUAAGUAAGUACUAUAAUGUUUAUCUUAAUUUUUUAAAAUAUAUAUCACGAUUUUUUA
Molecule: messenger RNA, 6216 nt
Organism: Cydia splendana
Lineage: Eukaryota; Metazoa; Arthropoda; Insecta; Lepidoptera; Tortricidae
Gene: fwd
Product: phosphatidylinositol 4-kinase beta
Exons: 10
Coding region: 447-2918 (823 amino acids)
Biological process (GO): phosphatidylinositol phosphate biosynthetic process; phosphatidylinositol-mediated signaling
Cellular component (GO): cytoplasm; membrane
Molecular function (GO): 1-phosphatidylinositol 4-kinase activity
Source: RefSeq, a predicted model, not a curated record